Molecule: messenger RNA, 321 nt
Organism: Laetiporus sulphureus 93-53
Lineage: Eukaryota; Fungi; Basidiomycota; Agaricomycetes; Polyporales; Laetiporaceae
Exons: 1
Coding region: 1-321 (106 amino acids)
Source: RefSeq, a predicted model, not a curated record
AUGUUCUUCAGUGACGAUGACUUCAAGCUCAAUCCUUUGUCACUGAACGAUCAGAUGCAUCAUUACGAGGAUAAGGACGAGGAUGAGAUCAAGACAGCUCCUUACGAGGAUGAGAUUGAGGCAGCUCCUCACAAGGAUGAGGUCGAGGUUGAGGCAGCUGCUCCUUACGAAGAUGAGGACAAAGUACCUGGAACUCCUCAGGCUGGAUCCGAAGAUGGUGAGCUUCUGAGCGAUAUGCAAUAUCUCACUAAUGACAAGCAAGAGAUACCUGACGUGAUCAAUUUCUCAGACACAAUGACUAUGCGCCAUGCUUUCCAAUAG